AAGGACCUGAAAGAGACCCACCACUUCACCCGAUCACAAAUGGAGGUGAAGUGGAGGAAGUUUUAGAGCAAGCAUCUGAUGGGCAGCCGACAACCAUCGCCUUCCAUUGACACCGACGCCGACGCCGCCGCCGCCGCCAAACGCCGCCACCAAGAGGUGCUCCUCGGCAAGUACGAGCUCGGGCGCCUCCUUGGCCGCGGCACCUUUGCGAAGGUCUACCUCGCCCGCUCCGUCUCGGACGGCGCCGACGUCGCCGUGAAGAUCCUCGACAAGGCGGAGAUGGUGGAGACGGGGAUGGCCGACAGCGUGCUCACCGAGGUCGCCGCCAUGCGCCGCCUCUCCCACCCCAACAUCCUCAGGCUCUACGAGGUGCUGGCGACGCGGUCCAAGAUCUUCCUCGUCAUGGAGCACGCCCCCGGCGGCGACAUCCUCGGCCGCGUCGCCCGCCGCCGACUCCCGGAGCACGCAUCCCGGCGCUACUUCCACCAGCUCGUCUCCGCCCUCCACUACUGCCAUGCCCGCGGCGUCGCCCACCGCGACGUCAAGCCCCAGAACCUGCUCCUCGACCGCGACGGCAACCUCAAGGUCUCCGACUUCGGCCUCGCCGCCCUCCCCGACCGGCUCCGGGACGGCCUCCUGCUCACCGCCUGCGGCACGCCGGCCUACACCGCCCCCGAGGUCUUCCGCCGCAAGGGCUACGACGGGGCCGCGGCCGACGCCUGGUCGUGCGGCGUCAUCCUCUUCGUCCUUCUCGCCGGCUCCCUCCCCUUCGACGACGCUAACCUCGCCGUCAUGUACCGCCGGAUCCACCGCCGCGACUACGAGCUCCCUCCGUGGAUCUCGCCGCCGGCGCGCCGCCUUCUCGUCCGCCUCCUCGACCCCAAUCCCGACACCAGGAUGACCAUCGCCAACCUAUUCGACCACCCUUGGCUCAAGCGCUCCCUCAGCUUGGACUCCCAGCUCGACAACCUCUCGCCGCCCCCUCUCACCGCUGCGCAUGCCAUGAACGCGUUCGACAUAAUUUCCCUCUCCUCGGGUCUCGACCUCUCCCCCUUCUUCGACGACGCAAAGGCCAAGAAGGAGAGGCGCUUCACCUCCACGCACACCAUCGACAACAUCAUGGACACGAUCCAAGUCACCGGAAGCAAACUCGGCUUCGUGGUGGUGACAGAGAAGUCGGCGGCGACGGCGGUGGGGGGUUGUGGCUCUGUACUCUCAGUGGAUGUGUCGGAGGUACUGUCGCCGCUUCUGCUGGUGGAGAUGAGACUGCAGCACGACUGCGUCAGCGACGCCGCCGAAUUCUGCUGGGAGGACGUGAAAGCAGAGCUCGGAGACGUCGUGUUCUCUUGGCACGAAACAGAGCAGCUAGAAUCCUAGCAAUCUCGGGAGGAAUCCAUGGCCACAAACAAUGUUUCAGGAAUCUGUUCUACAUUUUCUUUGCAGUCCCAUUUGAUGUUUGAUAGAUUAAUUAAUUAGCGGAAUGAAGAAUUGUGAAAGGGAUGUGGAUUUGAGGAAAGUUCAUUAGGAAUCAAAAGCAAGGGAUCGAUUGGCGGCUCAGGCAACAUUCUUCUUCUUCCUGUGAUCAUUGUGGGUAUUAAACAAAGCUAUCGCUAUUGCUUAGUGA
Zingiber officinale is the source of this 1624-nucleotide messenger RNA. RefSeq names its product CBL-interacting protein kinase 4-like. Lineage: Eukaryota; Viridiplantae; Streptophyta; Magnoliopsida; Zingiberales; Zingiberaceae. The transcript has a single exon. The record is from RefSeq and is a predicted model, not a curated record. Bases 79 to 1377 code for a protein of 432 amino acids. Gene Ontology annotation, biological process: protein phosphorylation; signal transduction. Gene Ontology annotation, molecular function: ATP binding; protein kinase activity.